UACUUGAAAUGUCUGCGGAACGAACGCUACUUAUAAUCAAGGAGCACAGUUACAUAGAUCUUUGUAAGAUCCGUUCAGUAAAGCUGCUGUGAAGUGAUGGAAUCACAUAAAGUUUCACGUAUAGGAAAAGGUAUAAUUUUCAUAAAAGUUUACUUCUCACUUCUGCUGUCGGGUAUCUCAAAUAUGUGAAAAAGACGUACCUAUAUGGAUCAUUUUACCAAAUUAUAACUACAGUCUUCAGUUGAUUCGAAGAGACGUCAGUAAAGGACACAGUAUGCAAAACGAACAACACAGGGUGCCUAGGCGGAUUCGCAAGACUAUUCCACGAGAUCAAUCAUAUAAUAAGCCAGAAACCCGAUGCCAUUCUCUUGAAUGCUGGAGACGACUUCCAAGGCACCUACUGGUACACUUUGUUGAAAGAUAAAGUCAUGUCCACCUUUAUCAAUAUGCUGCCAAAUGAUGCUCAUACUUUAGGAAACCACGAGUUCGACGACGGGGUAGCAGGCCUGGUGCCGUACCUGAAAGCACUCAAGGACCCGGUGGUGGUCGCCAACUUAGACAUCACUCGGGAACCUUCUCUACAGGGCUUGUUCCAGCCUCAUGUGGUGCUGGAGAGGAAAGGACGAAAGAUCGGCAUCAUUGGGGUUACUACACCGGAUACCAAAGACUUAUCAAACUCGGAAGGCGUUAAAUUUCUGGACCCUCUUCCUAUAGUCCAGAAGGAAGCCAAGCUGUUAACUGAACAAGGAGUUGAUAUUAUCAUCGUGUUAUCUCAUUGUGGACUUUAUGUUGACAAAGCAAUGGCAAAAGCAGUCGGCGAGAAUGUAGACAUCAUAGUCGGUGGACACACACACAGUCUGCUCUGGAAUGGAACUGCUCCCAGUCAUGAAGUGGUGGCCGGCAGCUAUCCGGAGUAUGAAGAAGCUGACAACAGGCCGGGACACAAGGUCCUUGUUGUAACGGCUUCAGCGUACAGCAAAUAUUUGGGAAAUAUUGGUGUCAAUUUCGACGCAAAUGGGGAAAUUGUAUCUUUUGUCGCCGAACCAGUAUUUUUGGACAGAAGUAUUCCUGAAGAUCCAAACAUAAAAGCACUUAUGAAACCUUACAUGGACCAGAUUCACGAGGCCAUAAAUGGGGUGAUUGGCACCGCCACUGACGAAUUAAGCAUGUGUGGCACAGAAGAGUGUGCUCUUGGAGACAUAAUUGCGGAUUCCUUCUUGGAUAUUGCAAAACAGAAAGCUCCAUCAAAUCUGACGUCUAUAUCAUUUAUUUUUAAUAAAAUGAUACGGACUUUUAUCGACAAAGGGGAUAUAACCCAGGGCGAUAUAAUGAACGUACUUCCUUUCGGUAGCGUGAUACUGUCAUACAGGAUACAAGGGAAAUUUGUGAAACAGGAGCUGGGAGAAUCGUUGAAAAAGAAUCCAUUUAAUUUGCCACAAGUUGGAGGUUUAAAGCUAACCGUGAAUACGACGAGCAAAACAAUAGAUUCAAUGUUAGUCAAAGAAGGGGCAGAAUGGAAACCGAUGGAAGACGAAAAAGAAUACCAGUGCAUUACACCACAAUUUGUGAAAAACAAAUCUGAGCCUUUAAACACCAACGCCAAAGACGUAGUAAACAUUGCAAAUGAUUGGGAGACUUUGACGAGUUACAUCAAAAAAAUCACACCCGUCACCUCCUCGGUAGACGGGCGACUCAAAAUCCUAAGCUGAACGUGAUAGAUACUAAACUUUUUAAUAAAGGGCAACUCAUACGUGAAAAGGAAUCCUCAACUUAUGGCUCAGUAGGAAACGAGAGACUUGCUUACUUGUUCGCACUUGUAUUACAAACUAGUAUUGUUUUCAGCUAUUAAACACCAACGCUAAAGACGUUACUCAGUUGGGCGAGGAAUCCGAGGUGUUGACGAAUUACGUCAAGAAAAUAACCCCUCUUAUACCCAAGUAUGAUGAGAGGCUCAUAGUUCAAAUUUGAAUGUGAUACUGAUAAUCGCAGGCUGAAUACACUGUUCGUAAAAAUGUAUUUAAGAUCCACCUGACUGUAUUUUAGCAAAUAAAUGAUUUGAUUGAUUGAUUGAUUGAUACUUUUUACUUUAGGUAUAAUAAAAUCAAUGAUUGUCUCAUUUUAGAGACACGUUUGUACAGAAUUUGUUUUUUUAAUAAUAAAAUUUACCCUUAUUUGCACAAA
Molecule: messenger RNA, 2181 nt
Organism: Cydia pomonella (codling moth)
Lineage: Eukaryota; Metazoa; Arthropoda; Insecta; Lepidoptera; Tortricidae
Product: apyrase-like
Exons: 12
Coding region: 429-1709 (426 amino acids)
Biological process (GO): AMP catabolic process
Cellular component (GO): plasma membrane
Molecular function (GO): 5'-nucleotidase activity
Source: RefSeq, a predicted model, not a curated record